AUGACGAGUAAUUUGGAAUCGGCCGAGCAGGUGCUCUCGAGUGUCGACAGCAAUUGUUUUCCGUCACCCAAGUGUAAAACAUCCCUGAGGCUGCGACUGGGCCGCGUCUUCAGUUCGGGCGGCUUAAAGAGCCCCAAAAGUCCCAAGAGCGUGUCCAGCUCCCGCGGCUCGAGUCCCAAUCGCGGUAGCCCUCAUGCAAAGACCAGGUACUCUUGGCAACCGGGAACCUUCGCCAGCGAGGAGAACCGAUCGCCACGUACGCCUGAGAGCGGCAUCUCAACCUUGUCUUCGUCAUCGUCGUCGUCGAAAUCACCGUUGACUAAUAACGCACCUAAGAGCCCAUCUACACCGACGAAAAGUAUGUGCUUCUCGACGUGGUACACUGAUGGAAGAGUAAAGGACGAGCUUUUAGAGCUGCUACGUGCAAAGAAGAGUACAGCGUGA
Molecule: messenger RNA, 444 nt
Organism: Harpegnathos saltator (Jerdon's jumping ant)
Lineage: Eukaryota; Metazoa; Arthropoda; Insecta; Hymenoptera; Formicidae
Product: putative protein TPRXL
Exons: 2
Coding region: 1-444 (147 amino acids)
Source: RefSeq, a predicted model, not a curated record